UAUAUUGUCAUGUGUUUUAGAGUCACAGAGUCGCAGAAAUGAGUCAGUGGUCGGAACUUCAACAACUGGAUUCAACGUUUUUGGAACAGGUCGACCAACUGUAUGAUGACAGCUUUCCAAUGGCCAUCCGGCAGUACCUCAGCAGCUGGAUAGAAAGCCAUGACUGGGACCAUGUCGCUAAUGUGGAGAAUGAGUCUCUUGCCACCGUGAGGUUUCAUGAUCUUUUGACCCAGUUGGAUCAUCAACACAGCCGCUUCGCGAUGGAGAAAGACUUCCUGAACCAGCACAACAUCCGCAAGAUCAAAAGGAACUUGCAGAGCCUCUUCCAAGACAAUCCUGUUUCCAUGGCCAUGAUCAUCAGUAGGAACCUUAGUGAAGAAAGGAAGAUUCUGGCUGCUGCCCAAGUGUCAGAGAAUCGAACCGAGAACAGCCAAAAUGACAUGAUCGUGGAGAAACAUCGAGAAAUGGAUGGAAGGGUGAAAGAUAUAAAAAAUAAAGUACAGGACAUAGAGCAGAUUAUCAAAAAUCUAGAAGACCUGCAAGACGAAUACGACUUCAAGAGCAAAACUCUUCAAAGCAGAGAGGAACUGAACGGGACCAUUUCAAAGGAAGACUUGAACCGGGAGAGACUGAUUAUACGUGCCAUGUUUAUGAAACUCAACGAAACAAGAACAAAUGUGAUCAGUCAGAUGUCAGAGGUGUUGAACAUCAUGGAUCCGGUGAUCUUUGAGCUAAUCUCAACAGAACUGGCUGAAUGGAGGCAUCGUCAACAGAUGGCUUGCAUCGGUAGAGUAACCAAUGUCUGCUUGGACCAGCUGCAGAACUGGUUUACUUCCCUAGCAGAAUCUCUGCUUCAGCUCAGGCAGCAGCUCAAGAAACUUCAGGAGCUGGAGCAGAAAUUCACUUACAACAAUGAUCCCAUCACCCUCAGCAGAAGCACUCUGGAGGACCGGAUCAUGUUAAACCUCAAAAAUCUCAUCACAAACUCUUUGGUAGUCGAGCGACAGCCAUGCAUGCCGACCCAACUGCAAAGACCUCUUGUGCUCAAGACAGGCAUUCUGUUCACCCUUAAAUUACGGCUGCUCAUAAAACUUCAGGAAUUUAACCACACUGUUCGGGUGAAGGUGCAAUUCGACAAGGACAUCGUUGAGAAACGAAAAGGGUUUCGCAUGUUCAACAUCUUGGGAACGGCCAUGAAGGUGAUGAACAUGGAGGAAUCCAAUGGGAUGGCAGCAGAAUUCCGUCAUCUGCAACUGAAAGAGAAGAAGAUUACCGGAAACAGAACAAGUGAGGGCCCUCUGAUCGUCACAGAGGAACUUCACUCCAUCACCUUUGAGGCUGAGCUCUGCUGGUCUGGAAUAGUCCUGAAAUUUGAGACCACGUCUCUGCCCAUAGUCGUGAUCUCCAACGUCAGUCAGUUACCCAGUGGAUGGGCCUCCAUCAUGUGGUACAACAUGCUGACCUCUGAGCCAAAGAACCUUUCUUUCUUCGUGACUCCUCCUUCAGCCACGUGGGGGCAUCUAGCGGAGGUGCUGAGCUGGCAGUUCUCCUCCAUCACCAAAAGAGGGCUUAAUCAAGAACAGUUAAGCAUGCUGGGUACUAAACUCCUGGGUCCUAAAGUGGCGAUGGAUAAUGAAGCUCAGAUUCCUUGGAACAGAUUCUGCAAGUCUGGCAGUGAGAAGAACUUCACCUUCUGGCUGUGGAUCGAAGGAAUUCUGGACCUUAUAAAGAGACACUUGCUGAGUCUGUGGGACGAUGGCUGCAUAAUGGGGUUUGUGACCAAGGACCAGACUAAAGCUCUCCUCUAUGACAAACAUUCCGGGACGUUUCUGUUGCGCUUCAGCGAGAGCAAUCGCGAUGGAGCCAUUACGUUCAGCUGGGUUGAACACGACGCAAACAAUGAGCCACAGAUUCGCUCCGUGGAGCCCUACACAAAGAAGGAACUCUCUGCCGUCUCACUUCCUGACAUCAUUCGAAACUACCGCGUGAUGGCCACCGAUAACGUCCCGGAAAACCCUCUGCGCUUCCUGUUUCCCAAUGUACCCAAAGAUGAUGCCUUCAAAAAAUACUACUCCAAACCUACCGACAAGGAAGAACCAAUGGAUGUGGAUAAGAAGUUACAUGAGGGAUACAUCAGAACCACUCUAAUCUCCAUCUCUGAAAUGAAGCCACAGGAGUUUAACACCACACUCAUGCCAAUGUCUCCUGAGGUUUAUUGUGAGCUGGAGCGCAUGAACCGAUUCGAUACAUUAGGUUUUGAGCCCUCAGACUUAAGCCUCACUUAAGUGACCUGAAAGGACAGAUGAUGAAGUAGAAAUGUUUCCUGUGGAUUGUUCUUGUAUUAACGUAAAUGAAAGAGAAACAUCUAGUCGAGGUACAGCCAGUGGUUUUAGUAUUCCUCUCUUUCUCAUUCUAACGUUACUAGAAAGACACUGCAAUAGCAUAAAGACAAUCAAACAAAUCGAAUUAACCCCCUUAGUAACGCUACUGUUACCUCAGCACUUACUCUAGAAAACGUUUUAGACAGUGAAGUUGUGUAUGAAAGUACUUCAUUGAGUAUAGCACUUCAUUUUCUUAAAUGCCAAGUAACUGGUGGUUGAGGAGAUUCCCCCUUCUAUGUAAAGCGCUUUAUAAAUGUAAGGAAUUAUUUUUAUUAAUUAAUUGUUAACAGAAAAGGGUGAAGAAAGUGAAUGAAAAAGCUGAAUAGAUGAUUUACCCACAAACUUAUUUUCUGUAAAUAAAAUUGAA
Carassius carassius (crucian carp) is the source of this 2748-nucleotide messenger RNA. RefSeq names its product signal transducer and activator of transcription 1-alpha/beta-like. Gene Ontology annotation, biological process: regulation of cell population proliferation; response to peptide hormone; regulation of transcription by RNA polymerase II. The transcript has 24 exons. Gene Ontology annotation, molecular function: RNA polymerase II cis-regulatory region sequence-specific DNA binding; DNA-binding transcription factor activity, RNA polymerase II-specific. The record is from RefSeq and is a predicted model, not a curated record. NCBI's taxonomy places the organism in Eukaryota, Metazoa, Chordata, Actinopteri, Cypriniformes, Cyprinidae. The coding region runs from base 39 to 2285 and encodes 748 amino acids.